AUGGAUCGCCCGCUCGCAUUUCGUUUCGUGGCUCUUGUGGAUCGAGCCAAGACUCCCAGUGCCAUCUCAAGCGCUCUUGCCUGCCCUUGCUUCGGAGAUCUUCCAAGCGAGGGAAGCGAAAUGCGUGGGCCGGAAGCUCCCCGCUCGUCUCACAUUGAUGGGGCGGAUACGAAGAUCACGACGCAAGAUGGUGGUGUUCAUGCUGCUUCUCUCACGAGUAGAGGUAGAGAAGAAGGAGAUGCAAAGAUUGCCACAGCAACAAGCCUGAGCGGCGCCACCAACAUGCUCGAACAGAUGCGGCAGAUCUGGUUGUCAGGUUCGAUCAUGGGCCUCAUCGAUACCAGUGUUAUCGGGACCAGCAGCUCCUUGGAGCUUGCAGCUCUUGGCUUUUUCUUUGUGGAUUCCUCCUCUUUUUUUCUGUUGUUUUUCCUUGCGAUGGUUUAUCGUUCUUGUCUGUGGCGACUUCCAAUAUUUGUUGGAGAGAAGAAUUUGGCACUCGUUCCUGCAGCUGCGAGGUACAGUCCGUUGAGAGCACUGCUGGUUGCAAGCGUCGUGAAUGGCGCUGGAGAUGUUUUGCUGUGUACAUUUCUUGGGUAUGGAAUCGCUAGUGCCUUCUUUAAAAGCCAAACGUGACUCUCUUCCCUUGGC
This is a messenger RNA of Selaginella moellendorffii, 648 nucleotides long. RefSeq lists its product as uncharacterized. The transcript is spliced from 3 exons. NCBI's taxonomy places the organism in Eukaryota, Viridiplantae, Streptophyta, Lycopodiopsida, Selaginellales, Selaginellaceae. The coding region runs from base 1 to 633 and encodes 210 amino acids. The record is from RefSeq and is a predicted model, not a curated record.